Orussus abietinus is the source of this 2326-nucleotide messenger RNA. RefSeq names its product neprilysin-11. The record is from RefSeq and is a predicted model, not a curated record. Gene Ontology annotation, biological process: protein processing. Gene Ontology annotation, cellular component: plasma membrane. Bases 20 to 2236 code for a protein of 738 amino acids. Gene Ontology annotation, molecular function: metalloendopeptidase activity. The transcript has 18 exons. Lineage: Eukaryota; Metazoa; Arthropoda; Insecta; Hymenoptera; Orussidae.
AUUUUACGUUUGCGUUACCAUGUGUUCAAUAUUCAGAAUUUCAUUUACUAUUUGGAGUGGACUAUACUUUCAGUUAGUAAGUUUAGGAUUUUUUAUUAUUGCGAAUGUGGCAAUAGCAGAACCAGGGCCGGGAUUUAGUCGUCCGAGAGAUGUUUGUACUAACCCUGCUUGCAGAGCUGCAGCUGAUGAAUUUUUGAAGAAUAUGAACCCUGCAGUGUCUCCUUGUACCGAUUUUUUUGACUAUGCUUGCGGAAACUUUAAAAAUCAUCAUCCACUGGAUCCAAAAGAAGGCACUAUCGAUUAUUCCAUGAAAAUAAAGACACAAAUUAACAAUCGAUUACGAGAAAUUGCCGAAAGCCCAGUCAAGAACACCGACAGUUCCUCCCUCAAGAAAGCUAAACUUGCGUAUAAAGUGUGCACGAAUGAAGAAGAUCUCGAGGAAGAGGGCAUACGUCCUAUAGCUUUAGAAAUAAACAAACAAGGAGGUUGGCCGAUGGCAAUGAAUAAUUGGACCCCGGGAUCCCGAUCCUGGAUCGACAUAGAAAUGUCGUAUAUUAGCAUGUUGGGCGAGUCAGCAUUUUUUAGGGUCACCGUUGAUCCCGAUAGUACCAUCGAUACAAUAAAUACUCUAAUGUUGAGUCCUUGCACAUCUAUGCUGCCUUUUUACGUACGGAAACAUCAAGAACAUCAUAAGGACAAAAUCAAAUUAUACCGUGACUUUAUUAUUGAAGUAGUCAAGGAGUUUGUAAUGUUCAUCACUCUUCCGCCAUAUAAGAUUAGUGAAGAAGCACAACAAAUAAUAGAUCUAGAAAUUGCCUUGACAAACAUUAAAACACUGAGCAAAGCAAACGAAAUUGUAGAGACGACUCCUGCACAUUUUCAAGACGAAUAUGAUAAAAUACGUCAUGUAACUCCUAAUUCAAAGAUAAUCUGGGCGGAUAUGUUAAAGAGCAUUUUUUCGCAAACGAAUUUCAACUUUGCUCCGACUACUAUAAAACUACAAAAUAAGGGCUAUUUUGUACAAUUAGCGAAACUGUUGGAUAAAACACCGACCCGAGUAUUAGUGAAUUUUAUUCAUUGGCAAUAUGUUCGACGUUUAAUAAAAAAUUCUGGAGAAUCCAUGAGACGUCGGUACAACGAUGUAAGAGAAGAGUUGCUUUAUGGGAAGGCGCAGAAAUGGUGGCAAGAUUGUUUAGACACAAACCCUGCAAUAAUUGCUUUCAUCCAUCAAUACUUGAAGAAUCACGCUUCAAAGAAAUCUCUCGAAACAGUUGGAACAAUGGUUGACCAUCAUAAAUCACAAUUGGAAUCGCAAAUUGAGCAUACACUUUGGUUGGAUUAUUCUACGCGACUUGCAUUGAUGAAGAAGGCUAAGUCUGUAACUAAGUUCCUCGGAUAUCCACCUUGGUACAAAAGUUCUUCGGUCAUCGACGAAUAUUAUGCCCUACUAGAGGUCACAAACAACCAUUUCCAAAACUUACUUAAUUUCAAGAAAUUCACCAUCUAUCAAACUAAACGGUUACUGCUAGCACCAGUCGGACAGUUCCCAGAACAUUCUAUAUGGUCUCAAAGUGUUCUCGAAGAGACUGCAUACUUCAUUUCUGCUUUCAAUUCGUUAAUUAUACCUUCAGGAGCGUUGCAUUUUCCUUUCUUUCAUGGGGAAGAUGUACCUGAGAAUGUAUUAUAUGGUUCUACUGGCAAUAUUAUAGGCCAUGAAUUAUCCCAUGGAUUUGACGAUGAAGGUCGACAAUAUACAUUUAAUGGUUCAUCUCUGGAAUGGCCUCCAGAUACCUUACAGGAGUACAAUGCACGAGUUAAAUGUUUCGUUAAGCAAUUCAAUCAGUAUCCAUAUAAAGAAUUGAACGAAAUCGGCCGGAAAAUUUACGCCGAUGGAAAGCUGACUGCAAGUGAAAACAUGGCGGAUACAACUGGCAUGUAUAUUGCUUUUGCUGCUUUUCGAGAUCGGGCCAGAAAAAGAAAUAAAGACUACAAAAAGUUGCCCGGUCUGGAAAAUUUGACCGACAAUCAGCUGUUUUUCCUCUCAUUUGCUAAUACAUGGUGCUCCUAUACACAACCGGAGAAGCUUUUGUUCAUGUUGCUCCUUAAGUUGCCCCACAGUAUUUCAAGACAUCGUGUAAUUGGUACUUUGUCGAACAUUGCAGACUUUGCCAAGGCGUUUAAUUGUCCACAUAAUAGCGCCAUGAAUCCCCGUGAUAAGUGCUACUUGUGGAAAUGAAUAUGGUUAUUCAAACAUCAAAAAAUGUAUGUUUGUAAAGUAAAUCUUAACAACUCUGUAUGCCUUGAAUAAAUAAUACAAAAAUCAGAA